This is a messenger RNA of Emiliania huxleyi CCMP1516, 631 nucleotides long. RefSeq lists its product as hypothetical. The annotation marks the transcript as partial. Lineage: Eukaryota; Haptophyta; Isochrysidales; Noelaerhabdaceae. Gene Ontology annotation, molecular function: ubiquitin protein ligase activity. The record is from RefSeq and is a predicted model, not a curated record. Gene Ontology annotation, biological process: ubiquitin-dependent protein catabolic process. The transcript is spliced from 2 exons.
CUCUGGACUGGCUCGCGCUCGCCCUGCUGUGCCGAGCUGCAGAUGCCGGACCGCAGCAGCGGCAGCAGCAGCAGUAGCAACCGAGGGGAGGGCAACCGAGGCGAAGGCUGGUUCGCCGCCAUCGACCGGGCGGUGGGUUGGUGUUUCCACGGAGGCCGGAGGCGGCGCAGCCAAAAUGAGGAGAGCGAGCGGCAGCGAGUGCGCACGCGAUCGCAGCCGGCGCGCCGGCCUCGCACCGCCGAGCCGCUUCCCGCCGCGCCGCCGCCGCCGUUCUCAUCGUGGUGGGCGGCGCUCGACCCAGCCGCGCUCGGCGGAGGCACGUCCCUCGCGCCGGACGAGGUGCGCGCGGCCGUGUGGCGCCUCCCCCUCGAGGAGUACAGCACCGCCGAAGAGCUGCGGGCGUGGCCCAUCAAGCAGCUCGUGGCGGAGCUGCGGCUCGCCCGCGCUCGCGCGCCCCGCAGCCGGGUCGGCCUCGACGCGCAACCUCCGCUGGACAAGGAGGAGCUGGUGGAGGCGGUGCUGCUCGCGCGCGGCGGCGAGGCCGCCCACGCGUGCGCCAUCUGCGUCGAGGACUUUGAGAGCGGAGAUACGCUGCGUGUGCUGCGAUGCGGCCACCGCUUCCACCUCGAGU